AUGGAAUUGAAGAUAUUUUCUAGUUUGAGGAAUUGGCUGGCUAUUGUCUUCAAGGCCUUUGCUUCUUCAGGUUGCGAAGAAGUUCAUUCUGAACCUAGUGCAUCCACUUCUGCGUGUACUUCCAUCAUUGAUCCUUCUUCUCCUCUAUUCCUUUCAUCUUCCGAUGUUCCUGGUAUUUCCCUCACUAUACCAUUCUCAGAGGUUGGGUUUGGGAGGAUGGAAUUGCAAUGGGAUCGUUGUAAUAAUAUGGUCAUUUCAUGGUUAACCCACUCGUUAUCACCUGAUAUAGUUGAAAGUGUACAAUAUUCAGAAACUACUGAAAGUAUAUGGAAACAACUUAAUAAUAGAUAUGGAGCUGUAAAUGGGACCAAGCUCAAAAAGGUCUGGGAUGAACUAGGGGUUAUGUGCACCACUCAUGCAAAUUCAUGUGUUUAUGCUGCAAAAGAGGGCCUUCAAAGGGAGAAAGAGGAGGACAAAGUCCAUCAAUUUUUCAUGGGCCUGAAUGAGGUGUAUGUAGGGGUUAGGAGCAAUCUGUUGAUGAUGCAACCCCUGCCCUCUCUUGAUAGUGUGUAUAAUAUUCUUCUCCAAGAUGAAAAGUAG
Molecule: messenger RNA, 600 nt
Organism: Nicotiana tabacum (common tobacco)
Lineage: Eukaryota; Viridiplantae; Streptophyta; Magnoliopsida; Solanales; Solanaceae
Source: RefSeq, a predicted model, not a curated record